Molecule: messenger RNA, 4353 nt
Organism: Scatophagus argus
Lineage: Eukaryota; Metazoa; Chordata; Actinopteri; Scatophagidae
Gene: uspl1
Product: ubiquitin specific peptidase like 1
Exons: 10
Coding region: 269-3799 (1176 amino acids)
Biological process (GO): Cajal body organization; protein desumoylation
Cellular component (GO): Cajal body
Molecular function (GO): SUMO binding
Source: RefSeq, a predicted model, not a curated record
AUGUUGGUUCGUCAGAGGAGGAAGACAAAGGCAGCUACACAACCGCCGCCAGACGGAAAAAGAACGUUUAAGACACGAAUUGGUAAAAGGAUGCACAUGGACCCUCUCCGCAGGCAGAUAUAACUAAACAGCUCUGUUUGGAUGGACUUCGCUGAUCUGCAUCGUAAUUUAAAAUACAGUUUACGUUUGGUGUCGACAUCCAAAUGAGAAGAUUUUUAUCAAAGUUAUACUGAUACACUCCUUUGGAGGUGAGCCAGGGUGCAGUGACAUGGUAAUAUUUUUUGAAUGGCACCGGGCGGCUAUGGACCAGAAGAGCAGGAGUCGAUUGCCGAUGACUGGUGAAGACACUGGUUUGGGGGCUUUGGCCUCACCACUGGCGGGGUAUUUGGGAAAAGUGCAAGAAAGAGCUUCUUCACUGGAGUAUUGUCCCUGGUGCACUUCAAAGGGCUUGACCUAUGCGCUACGUUCGUACCGCAUCAACCUCCAGGAGUCAGUUACCCUCUGCACAAAUCCACAGUGCCUUUUCCCUCUGGUCAGUCGGUCCUUGGAGGAUGUUUUGGCUAGCUUGGUUCCUGGUGAGCCCACAGUUGGGAACAAAAGAAAAACUGUGGAAAAGAAAGAGUUGAUUCAACCCGCAUGUAAACGUCUGCGAUCAAGUGAACAUGACAGUCCUGGGCCACAAAUUAUUACGGACAUACUAGUCACCCAAGCAGAGCAUCGUCCUGCAAACUUUGUCAGUAAAGUCCAACAUGCAGCACCCAAGUCGGAUGGUGAAAAGACAAAUGGACGCCACAGGGAUUCUUCAGUUGCAGAGACAUCAGGACAAGAUGAGAAUGAGGUUCUGGACAAGAUAUCAUUGAAUGGUGCAUGUGCAGAGGAUUCUGCUCCUCCUAUGUGCUCUGUCUCAGCUGGACACCUGCAGUCCUCAUCAGGUGCGUUAUUGUCCACUGAUGGGAAUGAUCUUGCACUCUCUUCUCACUGUGGUGGUGCUGGUAUAUCAGAGGCUGAAGAUGACUUUAGGCUGAUGAAGAGUCCUCCUGAACUACUGAACAGAUGCUGCAUUCUGGACUCUGAUCAGUCCGUCUCCACAAACAUUUGUUCAACUGAAAUCGACACUCUCUCACCUCAGCACAGUGAGCAGACAGCAAGGAUAGGUCAGAAAUCACCGGCUCCAGGCAUCACCACAUGUACAGACGUACAAGGAAUUAAAUCAGAAUCUGAAGAUUUGUCUUUCAACACAGUAAGUGAGGAGCUUGUACCUGUUCCAAACCAGCUUUUCUGGAGGAACAGCAAUAACCUGUGUUGGCUGGACUCGAUGCUUGUUGCUUUGGUAAACUGUAAGAGCCUGAGAAAGCGUAAACCUAAAGAUGAGCCUGCGCAGUCGUCUAUCUGGCGGCUGAUGCAAGGAUAUGAGGAAACUUGUGCUGCCAUCAAAGUUCAUCAACAGUCUGGCCGAGAUGGUGUUGCGAGGGUGCCAGAUCGCGUGCUGCAAAAGGCCAAUGCGGAUCUACAUGGUCUCAGGAUGUCUGUCUUCAAACUACUGCAACCCAAGUUGCAUUGCAAACUGGGUCAGAGGGAAACUCCGGUAUUUGCCUUGCCGCUUCUGCUUACGAUGGACUCUUGGGUGGAGCCUCUCUUCCAGUCGACCUUUCACUGGGAGUUCAAGUGCAGUGAAUGCAAAAGUGUCGCAAAAGAGAGGGUUACGAAAACUCUCCCCACCUUCACAAACAUUUUACCGGAUUGGCGCCCACUUCAUGCCGCUCACUCGGCGCCGUGCAACGUGUGCCGCAAGAGGAAUCAGAGGAGGACCAUGAUGCUGGAGAGAGUGCCUCCAGUGUUCGAGCUGCACUUUGUAGAGGGGCUUCCUGACAAUGAUGUCAGAAACUACGCCUUUACCUUCAAGGGGAAACACUACUCCGUCACCACAGUCAUACAGUACAACCAGCAACACAAGCACUUUGUCACGUGGAUUUGUACAUCUGAUGGAUCAUGGCUUGAAUAUGACGACCUUAAACAUCCGGACUGUAAGACCCAUCAGAAGCUCCCAGUCCCUGCUGAGGAGAUCCACAUUGUUUUUUGGGAGGUGCACGAGGAUGAAGAACCUCCAGCCUGUUCUCCAUCCAGCACUUUUGCUGAAUCUCCUCCAUCUAAAAUUGAGAUGAACCCCAGUUCAGGGGAAAAAGACUUGAUGGAAAAUGAGCCGUUGGCCGACAGCCCUGAUCACUCUCUUUUCAUAUCGCACAAUGACACCGACAUCAUCCGUGCACUCACGGCAUCUGAAGAUGGCAGCAACAUGACGGACACAACAGUCGCAGCCGGCGUUGAUGCCUCGAUCGGUUCCGCGACGCUGCUCGACACCUUUGAGGGCCUUACCCAUGAUGACAUCGUUACGCUCACACUGGUGGAAAUAAAAGCUGAUUCGGACAUGCAGCUUGUAAACAACAACAACAACACACAAACUCAGGAUUUGACUGUUCCCAGCACAAAUGAAAUACGAGACUCCGCACCAGAUAGCUCCUCUACUGUAAUAGGUAAUGACAUGUCUGACAGUCCUCAUGUUGACCUGCCCACCACCUCCAACUCAUCUGAAUCUGAGGACGGCUCGACUAGUGAUCCUACAUUUGUGCCAGGUGUCAGGGGAGGACGAGGACGAGGACGGGGGAGAGGGAGAGGGAGAGGAAGAAGCAAACCUGUUGGUGAACAAAUUGGUAAAAAGGCAGCCCUUUCUAAAACAGCUUCACAUACUCCAUCACCUCCAUCUUCAGAGCCCUCCAAAGUUAUCAGUAACAAACCCGCAAGUGCCACUGCUGCAGCUACACAGCAAGCGUCCGCCGUGUCUUCUACCAAUACCUCACCCUUGUCCAAUGGUCAGAAAUGUCCCUCAGUGCCAACGGCACUGCAGAGCAGCCGGUGGUCGUUCCUGCUCAGCAAACACCCACUGCACCAAGUUCACAAGCCAGACGACAAACUCGCCCCAACCCCGGUCACACAGGUGAAGCUCACUCCUCCCACUCACUCUACUCCCAACCCUGUGAGAAGACAACAGAUUCCUGGAGGACCCUUCUCCAGACCGCAGCUCAAGACAGAGGGGAAUGAGGGUCUCCCGCUAAAAGCAGCAGAAAUGUACGAUGCAUUCGGUGCAAAGAGCUCAAGCACCCCAAGUCUACUCACAUCUGCUGAACUCAAUGGCAACUCAAAGCUGUGUCAGCCCUUAACUUCCAAUCACCAAAAACUACUAAUGAACUCUACAGUGGUGUCCGGUACAUCACUUUCUAUGCCUGGAGCAAAGGAGAUCCCUGAAAUAUCCUCCUCAAAGAAACGCAGCAACCAGUCCUCGAAGCUACCUCCGGGUCUCAGUGAAACUGAAGUCCUCAGGUACAAGCUGAUAAAGAAGCUGAAAGCAAAGAAGAAGAAGCUUGCAAAGCUGAAUGAAAUGUUGCAUCAACAGGGUGGAGCCGGCCUCCAACCUGACAGCACUGACCUGGGCUCUCCCAACACCGUCACCUCCAGUACAUAUGACGGCUCAAUCUGCGACGACUUCCUAUCGGACCUGCUCUCACCGGCGACUACAGCCAGCAACCUUUCACCAGACAGCACUGGCUUCCUUGAGAUGCUCGCCAGCGGGCAAGAUGGAGUCGAGCAGUUGAACUGUGGGGUCGGUGCAGUGUCGCAGGUGAACACCCGUGUGAUCGAGGCCAACACCGAAAACUUCCUGGACGACUUUCUCUCGCAGGCAGUGGCUCAGAAACCGACUGAGAUGGAGACGGAGGCGCUAAAUGCACUUGAACUGUUCGUUUAAAGCUGUGGAGGUGGAUGUUGUCUGUAAGCUCCAAGCACAGAUAACAUGAACCUUGACUCGGUAUCGUGAGAAUACUAUGCAACUCGUUCACACCUCAUCUAUUGAUUGCUCAUUCCUAAGCAGCCCGUUCCACGUGUAGAUGCAAGUUUAAAGUAAUGAAGUCCAAUGUGUUUAUGUUGCUAUUAAUUUAAAUGCGUUAAAGAAGAUUUUUUGUAUGCAAGACAGCAUGUUGUAUCUCAAAUAAAAUUUGCAAACCUCAUCUUGAACUGUUUUUCUGCAAGUCUGGCACUUUGAGGUGUAUAUAUUGUAUGUGAUAUGUGUCGUAUUGAAGCCAUUGGGUUCACAGUCAAAACUGUUUUGCUUCAUUUUGUUAUUUUCACAAGCUACUUGAAAAUUGUCAUGGUUUAUUUUUUUGUCAUUUAAUAGAUACUUUAACAGACUAGUGUUUGUUAUAAGAAAUGGCGAAAUUAUUAAGAAAAUAUGUGUUGCUGUUUUGUUCAGUGUUCACAUCAACCAAUUUCCUAUAAAGGGAAUAAAAUUUUAGUUUUUUAAAA